AUGGCUGGGCUCAAGUUCUUCUCGCUGGCGGCCGCCGCCGUCUGUUUGCUGGCCAAGGAGGCACAGGCAGCAGACCCUGCAAACAAGGCCGAAAGAGUGAAUUGCACUACUGAGAUGAAUGUGCCCCGCGUCGGCGCCGGCUUCGCCCAACUCCAAGUUAACUUGGAACAACUGAAACUCCCGAUCACUGAAACAGAUAGCACGACUUACAUAAAGGGCGUUUGCGAUGCGAUGAAAAAGUAUGAAAGUGGCACCGCACCUACACUGGAGACAACUAAACCAGAGGGUACCUUUGCAUACGCAGUGCAAACCGGAGACAGUGCUGACUGCAAGGCCGCUGUUGACUCUUGGAAAAAGGCCUUUUCCAACUUUAACGGUUUGCCACCUGCCGGCAAGGAUGGCGGAGACCUCUACAAAAAUCCCGCCAAUGUGUCUUUGAUUGCCUUGUUCAACCCGGACGAGAAGCCCUUCUUGGACUGCGCAUACUUCACCUGCCCAGCAGCGGCGGCCAAAGCUGGGAGCGCAGAAGAGAAAGAUUUGAAGGCACUGCUCUGUGUAACAAAGCCUAAAGCCUUGGUGACGGAUAAAGCUCCCUUCACCGAGGAACAAUGGGGCAAGAUCGACGCAGCGGUCAAUUCCGGCAGCGCAGCAGUUCCCACCUUCCUCGCCGUGCUCGCCGCAGCAGUCGCUACUCUCUUCUUGUAA
Eimeria acervulina is the source of this 705-nucleotide messenger RNA. Its product is annotated as SAG family member. Lineage: Eukaryota; Apicomplexa; Conoidasida; Eucoccidiorida; Eimeriidae. The transcript has 4 exons. The record is from RefSeq and is a predicted model, not a curated record. Bases 1 to 705 code for a protein of 234 amino acids.